This is a messenger RNA of Recurvomyces mirabilis, 1974 nucleotides long. RefSeq lists its product as uncharacterized. The coding region runs from base 1 to 1974 and encodes 657 amino acids. The record is from RefSeq and is a predicted model, not a curated record. NCBI's taxonomy places the organism in Eukaryota, Fungi, Ascomycota, Dothideomycetes, Mycosphaerellales, Teratosphaeriaceae. Gene Ontology annotation, cellular component: membrane. The transcript has a single exon. Gene Ontology annotation, biological process: arachidonate metabolic process.
AUGGACGAGCAGAGUCGACUACGCCGAAAGGACACCACGAAAGGCGCUCCUUUGCGCAUACUAUCACUGGAUGGCGGCGGAAUCCGAGGCUACUCGAUGCUCAUCAUCUUACAAGAGCUCAUGCACAGGACUUUCGUGGAGAUUGAAGGAAGAGCGCCCAAGCGACACGAGAUCCCGAAGCCAUGCGACUACUUCGACCUGAUUGCGGGGACUGGAACGGGUGGUCUCAUAGCCAUAAUGCUUGGGAGGCUGCGGCUGGAUCUAGACACCUGCAAGGAAGUGUACGUGAGGAUGACGAGGAGAGUGUUCGAGACGGACAAGACAUUCGCAGGCAUCCCAUAUAAGAGCACGAUGUUCAAGGCUAGUAUGCUGGAAGAGGCGAUCAAGCAGUGCGUACGGGAGCAUACAAUAUUCGAGGACGAAGGGAAUGAUAGUCUUGCGAACGCAGUGCCCAUGUCGGAUCUGGCAGGUAGGAGCAGCACAGAUACGAACGGAUUGCCGCAACGAACACUCAGUCAGAACAGUCGAUACAGUCAGAUUGGCAUGAGUCCAAUCAGCUCGCGUGUAGGGCCUGGCUUUGGCUCGCUGAAGUCUGGCAACCCUAACACUCAGCUGUACGACAUCCGAGAGAACCGUACGAAGACUGGAGUGACUGCAGUACUGAAAGGCACAAAUCAGACGACGAUGUUGCGGUCGUACGACUCGCGAAAGGAACCAGCACCAGACGUCAAGUGCACAAUCUGGGAAGCUGGACGAGCCACUUCCGCGAUAGCCAUGGCGUUCAAGCCGAUCCAGAUAGGCCAGUCGGUGUAUCUAGACGAAGGUCCGGGUAAAUACAAUCCUUCACCUAUGGUAUUGGAUGAGGCAGCGUUGAACGAAUGGCCUGGUCGUGAAAUCGGUGUGUUUGUAAGCAUUGGCACGGGCAAAGCGCCAGCAUCACAAGAUUCGCAUGAGUGGUGGGAAGGCCUGCUUGGUGGCAGUAUGAGUGACUUUGCGGAAGCUCGGAGAAGAUUGAUCAGGAAGCUACAAGGAUGUGAAGAGACACAUCAGCACAUGGUCAGAGAGUAUCUCUCUUCUCGACAAGUGAACGUGGACAACUACUACCGCCUCAAUGUCGAAGUUGGCGUCGGCGAAUUUGGUAUGAACGAAUGGGCACGAUUGUCAGAAGUUAGUACGAACACCCGAAGCUACCUCUCGAAGCGUGACGUGGAAGGGAUGAACCAAAGUAUUGCAGCGAAGAUGGCUAAGAUACACUUCGCAAAAGUGCGACACGAACGUGCUGAAGCACGAAAGGCGGCCGGUGGAAACCCUGCAGCAGACCGCGAGAGCUGGCAGAAUCCAUGGGAUCGACCACUGCCGACUGCUCCAGCAGUAUCGAAUCCUAUGGCAGUCGAGCUACCGGCCGACGACGGCUACUACCAGACUCAGGCAUUCCGACCUGGAUCAGGACAGUAUGAGCACCGACCGAGUAUAGCCGAUCAGAAAUACUAUGUCCCGCCAGAUGCACGAGGCUCGACAGAGCAUCGCCCGAGCGUGACCGAUCAGAAAUAUGUGGUCACGCCAGACGACGGCUACUCACAACCACAAUCGUACGACCUACCUCGCACACCAUCACAACGGGCCGCCCAACCUUAUGGUGCGCAGCCGUCACCACUCUCACCACACUUCCCAAACAACGGCCCCUCACCACGCCAUAGCCACGACAAUGGCGAUCGACGAUCACCACCAUCAGGUCAACCGCCAUACUCGGCCCCAGCACCACCACUACCACCAAAGACACCUCUGCCAUAUCCGGACCAGCAGAUGCAGUCCCCCACAUCGCCACAGACACUACAGUAUCAGAACUACAACGGUGGCGGAGGACCGAGGACUUUCAUGAACAUGGGUGAUCUGGGUAGACGACUACCGUAUCCAGAUGCGGAGGGUCCGCCACCACCGGUGAAUACUGCGAGUAAGCCUACGCUUUCGAGAUGA